Messenger RNA from Homarus americanus (American lobster), 2451 nucleotides. RefSeq names its product Usher syndrome type-1G protein homolog (gene Sans). The record is from RefSeq and is a predicted model, not a curated record. Lineage: Eukaryota; Metazoa; Arthropoda; Malacostraca; Decapoda; Nephropidae. The coding region runs from base 85 to 1290 and encodes 401 amino acids. The transcript is spliced from 7 exons. Gene Ontology annotation, molecular function: protein binding.
UUUGCCUCUUGUUGCAGGGGGGAGCCAGACAAGUGUGACCAUUAUGGCAACACAGCUUUGCACUGCUCCUCCGCUCGAGGACACAUGUCCUGCGUCUCCUUCCUCGUCAACUUCGGUGCCAACAUCUGGGCGCUGGACAAUGAGUUCCACACCGCCAAGGAGCUCGCCGCCAUGAACAACAAGGACGAGAUACUCCGCUACCUUGACACUGUCUCCGCCAAGCAGAGCAUGUCUGACCCUAAGCAAGUAAAGAAGCUUCAAGACAAGGCCCAGAAGGAUGCAGAUAAGCGACGGAAAGAGUUCGACAAGAUCCAGAAGAAAGCUGGCAAGAAACGAGAGGAGGAGAAUGUCAAACUGCAGAAGGAGAGACAGAAAAUAGAGACCCAUGAAGAGAAGCCACAAAGUCGCCACAAGAGUCUCAUGAACACCAUCUCGCGGGGCUCCAUAGCAUUCCUCAAUGGUUCCAGGAAAGACUCUCGCGUCCUCCACAACAAUGCCUACAACAGCCCCAAGUUCUCUGACCUCACUACCUCCAACAACAUGGCAAAAAAGACUUUGGGAGGCAUACAGAAGAAGAUAAUCAGGAAGAAAGUCCUUGAGGAGACAAAAACCUCAGGUGACUUCAAGGUACGAGAGGUGGAGUCGGAUGGCAAGAGGUCAGUCCGUAACUUGUCCGGUCUUCGUCGGGACUCAGAGAUCAUGUUCGUGCCAGGAGGGAGUCUGAGCAGCACCAACAAUGGCAAGAGAGGGAAGAUUAGUGAUGUAUUUGACAGCAGUGAUGAUAACAGAGAGAGGCCAAUUCAUCGAACUCUUAGCCAACCAGACUUCAUAUUUGAUGGUUCUGACCAGCCCAACAUGCAGUCACGGGGUUCACUCUUUGCUAGACCAGGCUUCGGCUCUGUUGCAUUCAGGUCAAACUCAAUUACAGCAACACUAAGCAGCUUAGGUACCAGUGGUAGUGACUCUCCAAGGGCUUCUUCUGCAGCUGAUUCUUCCAGUUCCUUGGCUCACAGACGAGCUGCUCAACCCUGGGAGGAGGAGGAUCUUCCAUCUGAUGAUGAUAGUGAGGCGACUCCAGUGUACUUGUUCCUUGCUGCUGCUGGCCUAACAGACUUCAUCCCAACAUUUGCCAAAGAACACAUAGACCUUGAUGCUCUUAUGUUAUUGAGUGAAGAAGAUUUAGUAAGCAUGAAAUUACCAAUCGGACCUCGUAGAAAACUCCUCAAGGCCAUCGCUGACCGCAAGUCUGCCAUAGAAGAUCCCGGUGAAGUUCAAGACAGUCAACUCUGAGGAAGCCGUAUGCAAUAAUUUUCUCAGAUAUGUUGCAAUAUUGUAAUGUUUUCUAUGUCCACUUUGCAGUACAUUCCAAACUUAAUUUUUUAUCAGUGUUUGACUAAGUCAUGCCAGAAGUGUAAACAAGAGAAUAUCUGUAAUAUACACAUGUGUGGGUUGUCUCAGGAAACUUGUACUUCAAGUUUAUGAAACAGAAAUGUGCAGAGACAAUACAGACUAUUAACCUCGGUUUAAUAGUUUCUGAUGUUGGUAAACUCUGCUGGCACAGAACACUUAUAGUUUCAGUAUGAUGUCAUAGUAAGAUUAAUUUAUUUUAUUGUGAGAAAUUUUCUUACAUUUUAUUAUUGUAAUUUUGGUAAAGUAUUUGUGACAGGCCAAAGUCAACCAUUAUAUACUAAAAUAUUUUGUACUUCUGAAUACCUGUCUAGUACUGUAUACUGUACUGUACUGGAUUAGAUUUUAAAAUUCAAGUACAGUACUUCAUAUUGAUUAUGCCAGUGUAUAUAUAUAAAAUAGUAAAUAUGAGUGUGUGUAUAUAUGUAUUUUGGGAAAUACUGUACAGUACGUACUGUAAUAUAACAGCACUGCAAGAAGGCAUCUUUCAUAAAAAAGAACUUGUAAAUUUAGAUUUACAGUAACUUUUGACAGGAACCUUAAAAGUAAACUGGUAAAUAUGUAAACCCUUAUGUGGUGAUUGAUAAUUAAAAGUACAGUACCAUAUGUAACAUUUAAUUUUGUAUUUGAAUAUACAGUACCUGUACAGUACUGUAUUAGAUAAAGUAAUUACUGAGACUGGUGAUCAGUGACAGUCACACUCAACAUACCUGCUGUUUAUAUCACAGUCUUACAGUUACUCCCUCCAGUGUACAGUCCAGUAGUGGAAGAAGACUUCCACACAUUGCUUUAUCCUUUAAGGAACUGUGGGUAAAAAUUUAAUCAAAAGUACAUAUAUAACACAUUACAUGUACUACACAUUAUUAUGGUAUAUACUAUACUACACAUACAUGUACUAUAAACUACAUAUAGUACACACUACAUGUACUAUACAUACGUGUACUACAAACUACAGGUACUAUACAUACAUGUACUACACACUACAUGGGUACUAUACAUACAUGUACUGCACACUACAUGUACUAUACAUACAUGUACUACACA